AUGAAGAACGAAAAGCGAUCAGAAACAACGAACGAGGAUUGGAGGAGACAGGUCCAUGAAAUGCCGUGGCCUGUGAACGCAUUUAUCGUAGUACCCACAAAUAUUGUAAGAGGCAAACUUUAUUGUAAAACUGGAUAUCAUUUACAAAUAAGAAGGAAUGGCAUGGUAUCUGGAACGAUGAACAGGAAUAGUAUAUACACUUUAUUCGAACUUCAAUCUUUUGGCCGAGGCAUCGUACGAAUAAAAAGCAUUGCGACAAAUCUUUAUCUUUUUAUGAAGAGAAACGGCCUUUUUAAAGGAAUAAAAGAACCAAGAAAUCUCAAAACGUUAUUUAGUGAGCAUCAUCGUCGCAACGCAUACAACACAUACGUAUCUUUAUCAUAUUACCACAAGAAAAGAUACGACAUGUACCUCGGAAUAAAACAGAACGGAAAGAUCAAGAGGGCCAUGAAGACACACAAGCGGCAAAGAGCAACACAGUUUCUUGUUAUUACCAUCGUAUUCGUUGUGCUCUGCUUGACACUACAAAACGUUCAAGGAUGUCAGUUGUCGGCCACAAGCCCUAUCUCUAAUACCACGGUCAAUCCCUCAGUCCUGGACAAGCAAUACAUACUAAAACUGAGCAAGAUUGUCAAUCAGAAAUUCAAAGCAACUUUACUUCAAGAAUGCAACGCGACCAAAGAAAUGGUGUUGGACGAAAUGAUAAGAAGAUACAACAUGGUGUUGAAAAGGAUGAACAAUAAUACAGUAAGACGUGUAACUCGAAUACGUCUUGGAGAUUUGGUGUGUGAAAGAAACAUCCGGGGCUCAUUUACCACGUCAACAAACCAACGUAAAAAACAAGUCUUCUUCAGAAAUGGACUUCUACUGUCUAUUGGCCACGACGGAAAGUUUUCCGGAAAAAGUUUAACGUCAGCAAAUAAAAACAGCACAAUAUUUUACAUCAAGCCAACUGCAACCCAAGUUGUUAUGAUCCAAUCAGUAUCAACCAAGAAGUUUGUCACAAUGAACCGACACGGUCAUAUUUCAGCCAAAUCAAAGCCAGACCUAGAAGCAUUGUUCUUCAUGAAAUCAGAAGAAAAUCGUUUCCAUACACUUGCUUCCUUUAAGUAUUACCUCUCCUGUCCAUACGACAUGUUUCUUGCAAUAAGAAAUAACGGAAAUAUGAAGUCACCUUUCCACAGUCUUCCCGGACAAGACUCUACACAGCUAUUGUUCAUUCCUUUUAAACAGUGAGACAGGAAAAUAUUCAACUGAAGUUUUAUAUCACUGUGGGGAAAAUAUCAUUCCAUGCUAUAGCCAUAACAUGAACAUUCACCUUGACGUGGAUUGCUUAUCAUUUUUUCAUUUUGCGCAUGACAAGAAACGAGCACUAAUCUUAUACUUCAAAAAAUAACAUUGGUUUGUCUUUCUUAGUAGAACGUACACUUGUUUGCAAUUGCAUAGGCUUAUAUUCAAAUUCAAUAGCAGCUAGCUUUAACCAUGCAAGACUGGGUCUAUAAAAUUUACAGUCUUGCAGACGGACCAGAGGCACAAGACAACGAAAUUUGAGUUUUUGCCGAGUCGCGAUUAAAAAUAUAACAGAAUAAUUCAGCUAUUGAUUCAAUUUCCAUCUAACCUUUAGUUUAAGCAACUCAAUAUUUUCCUAACGGUUUAAAGAGUAAUAAAACAAACACCAUCUUGUCUAAUUUAACAUAUGUAACUUGAAUCGUUGUUGACACUUACAUGAUUUGAAAUUCCCUUGAGUCGAUAAUAAAAACAAUUUUCACAGAUUGGACGUUGACAGUGAUCCAUUGCAGAUUGUAUUUAUCACCAUAAAGGACAAAAUUAACAAAUAUAAGUGUUGAAACUAAUGAAAUAUAUCACAAUUUGAACAAGUACAUUUACAGUUGUUUGAAAAAUACUGAAACGCUUUCACUCAUGUUGGAGCCUGCAAUAUGUUGCAUGUAAACAUAGAGAGGUACUUCAUGCUGCAUUAAAUACAAACGACUCUUGUAAGUGUACUAUUUUAUAUCACAUUUUUAAAAGUAAAACCAACUGAAAAUGGUCGAAAUUUUAUUAUUAUUCCUAUUUUAUGUAAUGUACAAAAUAUACUAUGUUUUUUGGCGCCAACCAAA
Messenger RNA from Xenia sp. Carnegie-2017, 2117 nucleotides. RefSeq lists its product as uncharacterized. Bases 1 to 1236 code for a protein of 411 amino acids. The transcript is spliced from 6 exons. Gene Ontology annotation, cellular component: cytoplasm. The record is from RefSeq and is a predicted model, not a curated record. Gene Ontology annotation, molecular function: growth factor activity; fibroblast growth factor receptor binding. Lineage: Eukaryota; Metazoa; Cnidaria; Anthozoa; Malacalcyonacea; Xeniidae. Gene Ontology annotation, biological process: positive regulation of gene expression; animal organ morphogenesis; regulation of cell migration.